This is a messenger RNA of Ricinus communis (castor bean), 1943 nucleotides long. RefSeq names its product auxin-responsive protein SAUR63. Gene Ontology annotation, biological process: response to auxin. The coding region runs from base 1373 to 1819 and encodes 148 amino acids. Lineage: Eukaryota; Viridiplantae; Streptophyta; Magnoliopsida; Malpighiales; Euphorbiaceae. The record is from RefSeq and is a predicted model, not a curated record. The transcript has a single exon.
AAUAAGAAUUUAGAGACUCAUUGAAAUAAAACUAAAAAGUUCAGACACUUGAUAAUAAAAUUUGCAAGUAACACAUAAUCACACGUAAAAAAUAAAGGGUAAAGAAUGUGAUUCAUUCAAGCUUUGUCCAUUGCUAUAGCCAUUAUGCACUGCUGACAAAAUUUGAUCAUUGUUUAGAAAUAUCCCAAGCAGAGGCGACUAUUCCCCUAGUAAUGUAUUUUUUAAUCUAUAUAUAUGAUAGUUUAUAUUAUUGCCUCUCAUUCUUUAGGUUAGUUCUUCCCACUUCUUGGGUUGUCCUCAAUUUCUUGCUUCCCUUCAUCAGUUCCCGGGUCGGCCACGGUUGAUCCCUUUUUGUUUUUUUGGGCUGAAGCAAGCUACUAUAGUACAAGAUUGUACAUUUUUGUUUUUUGUUUUUUGAGCUGCAAUACAAGAUUGUACACUUAGGCCUACGGCUAGUGUUUAAUUUGAUGUGUAGUGCAUAGAGCUGUAUUCUUCAUUGUUGUAACUAUGUUUGCUUGUCACUUGUUUCUUGUCUAGCAUUCCAAACAUUGAUGAGAGGGGAAAAGGAUAAAUUCUUGAAUUGGUUAUGUCUGCAAUGGAAAAUGCAUGGAGGGUUCCUACUCAACCUUAUAAAGAGAGGCUACUUUUUUGCAGUAGCUACUAACAGAAUUAUUGGUUUAGCAAGGAACAAGAAGGGAAUUUACAUUGCUUGCUGAUACAUUUUGUUGUCUAAUUUGUGGUUCCAUUGGUGUAUCCUAACAAUGAGAUGUUUCUUGAAUUAUCUAAAAUAGAGUAUCUCCUUUUACAUUAAGAAUUGAUAAAUCAUAAAAUCUUUAAUUCCUCAUUGGAGAGAGACAAGAAUAUGCAGGCCUUUGGCCACAGCCUGUCAACUUCCCCACUUCUUGUUGGGCAGUCAUUGAGCAUCUUAACACCCUAGUGUUUGUAAAAUCAAACAUGUUGCAACUCUGCUUUCAGGCCAUGUAAGUCUGUCAAAUUUGUGGAUAAUAAAGUUUGUUGUGAGUUAUGAUCAUGAAAUAAUAGCUAAGGACCUUCUUUGUUGUAAAAAUCAUUUAGCAGAAUCAUAGACACAUUUUAUGGUAUCCCCUUGAAGUGUUAAUUAUCAUGCAAAAGUAGGCCAGCAUGCCCAUCUGCUUGACAACACCUUAUUUUCACUCAUCACAUGGCUUUGCUUCCUAUGGUUUCUUGGAUUAGGAGGCCCAAUCAAUGAGACUGUUUCUGGCUUUGUGAAUAUAUAUAUAUAUAAGCAAUCCACCUGUAUACCCUCUACAUAAGAUCUAAAAUCUGAAAAAAGACUUUCUUCCUUUCUUUUAUCUCAGAAUAUUCAAAACUUCCGUGCAGUUUUAUUAACAAGAUGAUCAGUGCAAAGAAGCUUCUCAUAUUGGCAAGGAAAUGGCAGAAGCUGGCUGUUCUUAAGCGAAAAAGAAUCUCAAUUCCAAGAAUUGUUGGGAGUCCAGAUGCAGAGUGCUGUAGCACAUCAAAUACAGUUGAGAAAGGGCACUUUGUUGUGUAUACUAAUGAUCAGAAACGCUUUGUGCUUCCUUUAGAAUAUCUUAAGAAUGAGAUUGUCAGAGAACUGUUUAAGCUAGCAGAAGAAGAGUUUGGGUUGGUGAGCAACACGCCUCUUACAUUACCAUGUGAUGCUGUAUUACUGCAAUACAUAAUUGGUUUGAUCCAAAGACAUGUAACUAAAGAAGUAGAGAAAGCAUUGCUCAUGUUCAUAGCUAGCAGUCACUGUUCCUCAUCAUUGUAUCCUCUUCAAGCAGAUGCAAGUCAACAAAUACUUAUCUGCAGCUUCUGAACUACAUUAUGUAAUUGAUCCAAAAAGAUAUACAUACAUAUAUUUUUUUAGCAAAUUGUUUGUAAAGGAGAAAUAGGACUCAUUUUUUCUGAAAUGAAUAUACAAUAAUCAACAAUUAGUCUUU